Messenger RNA from Astyanax mexicanus (Mexican tetra), 1575 nucleotides. RefSeq names its product tRNA methyltransferase 11 homolog (gene trmt11). Gene Ontology annotation, molecular function: nucleic acid binding. Gene Ontology annotation, cellular component: cytoplasm. The transcript is spliced from 13 exons. The coding region runs from base 39 to 1448 and encodes 469 amino acids. The record is from RefSeq and is a predicted model, not a curated record. NCBI's taxonomy places the organism in Eukaryota, Metazoa, Chordata, Actinopteri, Characiformes, Acestrorhamphidae. Gene Ontology annotation, biological process: methylation.
GCUGCUGCGCUCACCCGGACGAGCUGCAGCACUCAAACAUGGCGCUGCACUGUGGCAAAACAUGCCGACAGUAUUUACUCCAUUUAGCUCACGAUAACGUGGACUUCAGACUCCCGGAAAUUAAAGCAUUGCUGUCCCUCAGGGGUCGACAGUGUGAGCCUUCAGAAACCUUCAGAGAAAAGUCUCCGUUUUGGCGACUGCAUGGCUUGUCUGAGGAAGAUGUGCGAAGUGUCAUGUCACGGACUGUCUGUGCCAAGUCUGUGUUUGAGCUUUGGGGUCAUGGGAGAACAGCAACUGAACUGAAGUCAUCAUUGAUGGAAUAUCCCAGGGAAAGCAUGGCUACCUUUCUACAAGAUCAAUCAACAUACAAGAUUAAUGUCUACACUUUCAACAAGACACUGCUGUUCAAUGACAGAAUAAAGAAAAUAGAUGCCUUGGAUUACCUGCCAUUUCAAGGAAAAGUAAACCUGAAGGAUCCUGAUCACAUUUUCUGUUUAUUUGAAGACUAUGGACUAGACCCAAAUGACAUCCCAGAGGAGCCACUCUACUUAUAUUUUGGAAGAUGGAUUUCAGAUGGGCAAAGGGAACUGAUCCGCUCUCACAGUGUGAAGAAGAGGCACUUCAUUGGGAACACCAGUAUGGACGCAGGUCUUUCUUUUAUUAUGGCAAACCAUGCCAAAGUAAAGCCUCUGGAUCUGGUCUAUGAUCCUUUUGUUGGAACAGGUAGCCUUCUGGUUGCGUGCUCCCACUUUGGGGCGUAUGUGUGCGGAACAGACAUUGAUUACAACACCAUCCAUGGAGUAGGGAAGGCAAGCAGAAAGAAUCAGAAGUGGCGAGGUCCAGAUGAGAAUAUCAGAGCAAACCUGCGUCAGUAUGGGACCGAGUUUUCAUAUGUGGAUGUCAUGGUGUCGGAUGCCUCUAAACCUGUAUGGAGAAGAGCAGAGCUGUUCGAUGCCAUAAUCACAGACCCUCCUUACGGCAUUCGUGAGUCAACAAGGAGAACGGGUUCCCACAAAGAAGUUACGUCUCCUCCUGAUGACUUUUCUGGAGAGAGUCAUGUGCCUGUUUCCAUGGCCUACCACCUAAGUGACAUCUUUGCUGACCUGCUAAAUUUUGCAGCCAAUCACUUGGCCAUAGGUGGACGGUUGGUCUACUGGCUUCCAGUUUAUAGACCAGAGUACUGUGAAGAGAUGGUCCCCUUACACCCCUGCCUCACACUCAUCAGCAACUGUGAACAGACUCUCUCCAGUCACACAUCACGGAGGCUCAUCACUAUGGAGAAAAUCAAGCAGCCCGAGGUCACUGAUGCGCUAGCACAGUUGGCAGACCCACGUUUCAGCCCAUACCAGGGUCAUAACUCUUUCAGAGAGAAAUACUUCAGUGGCAUCACCAAAAAGAACGAAAAGGGCAACGACAAACCCGCCACAAAGGAAGGUGAAGGAUCUUAAAAGGAAUCAGGAUUUUAAAAGGAUUAUAAUUGUAUGGAAUUCUUCCUACUUUGCAUUUUACGUUUUACUUUUUUAAAAACACACACACUGCUGCCGAAUAUGCCUUCAAUAAAACAAAAAUACCUCA